Molecule: messenger RNA, 3283 nt
Organism: Doryrhamphus excisus (bluestripe pipefish)
Lineage: Eukaryota; Metazoa; Chordata; Actinopteri; Syngnathiformes; Syngnathidae
Gene: ephx1
Product: epoxide hydrolase 1, microsomal (xenobiotic)
Biological process (GO): epoxide metabolic process
Molecular function (GO): epoxide hydrolase activity
Source: RefSeq, a predicted model, not a curated record
AGUGUUGCCGAAUAAACCGGAAGCUUCGUUUCUCCCGAAGAGGAUUUUCGUGAAAGCUAAAAAAAAAAAACGAGAGGAAACAGGGAAAGAAGGGCAAAAUAACGAUUUCACGUGACGAAAAUUAACUUGUAAAAACAUCACAAAACAUGAAAAAUGAGGUCAGGUCUUUUGGACUGUAUAUUCCAGUAAUUAAUAGCUGAACAGUGUGCGAUUAACAUGGCACACUGCUCAUACAAACAAUGGCGACCAAACCCGCCCACCGCGUACUACGGAAGUGAAGGUGUUCUAUCAUAGUAAUCUAAGGUCUUUGGUACUAGUAGGACUACUACUACCACGCAGCAGGACUUAAACAGGAAGCAUGUUCACAGAGGUGUUAAUUGGUCUGGUGCUUGGAGGGGUCAUCAUCUUGCUGCUUCUUAGAAGGAGGAGCCAUGUUUUGAAAUCCGAGGAUGGUUGGUGGGGCGUGGGUCCAGUCCCGGAUGGCGAGGAGGACACCAGGAUCCAGCCCUUCACGGUGACCACCAGUGAUGAAGAGUUGGAGGACUUACACAGGAGAAUAGAGCAGACGCGUCCAGUUCCCUCCUUGGAAGACAGCCAGUUCCAUUACGGGUUCAACUCCAAGUACCUGGAGGAGGUGGUCUCCUACUGGAGGCGUGACUUUGACUGGAGGACACAAGUGGACAAACUGAACCAGUACCCACACUUUAAAACCAACAUUGAAGGUAUUGACGUUCAUUACGUGCACGUGAAACCCAAGCGGGUGCCACAGGGAAGCGAUGCGAUUCCUCUGAUAAUGGUGCACGGCUGGCCUGGAUCUUUUUAUGAGUUCUACGGGUUGAUCCCGCUCCUAACGGAACCGUCAGACCCCCAGGGACUUGUGUUUGAGGUGGUGUGCCCGUCCAUACCCGGAUACGGCUUCUCGGAAGCGCCACAUAAGAAAGGUUUUGAUUCGAUGUGUGCUGCUCGCAUCUUCCACAAACUGAUGCGGCGUCUUGGCUUUCAGCAGUUCUACGCCCACGGAGGAGACUGGGGGUUUCUCAUCACGACCAACAUGGCUCAGCUGGAGCCCAAGAUAGUCAAAGGCCUACACAUCAACUUCGCCGCGGCUGCCAAGCCUGGGCUGAUCGUGACUUCAUCAAUCCUCCUCGGCCGCCUCUUCCCCAACCUGUUUGGAUUCACCAGCCUGGACCUCGAGCGCAUUUACCCCUGCAUUCAGAAACUGUUUGUGGAGUUAAUCAAAGAAACUGGCUACAUGCACAUCCAGUCCACCAAGCCCGACACUGCAGGUCGUGGACUGAAUGACUCGCCAGUGGGUCUGGCGGCGUACAUCCUGGAGAAGUUCUCCACAUGGACAAGUCCGAACUUUAGAAACAUGGAAGAUGGAGGACUCACCAGGAAGUUCUCUCUGGACGACCUGCUGACAAACGUAAUGAUCUACUGGACGUCAGGCUGCAUUAUUCCCUCAAUGAGGUUCUACAGGGAAAACUUCGGCAAUGGCCUCAAUCAGCCACACGUGAAGAUCCCGGUGUACGUGCCCACUGGAUUUGCCAGCUUCCCUAACGAACUGAUACACACCCCCAAGUUGUGGGUCCAACAGAAGUUCUGUAACCUCGUCACCUACACACCCAUGGCUCGUGGGGGUCACUUUGCAGCCAUGGAGGAACCCCGGUUGAUGGCGGAAGACGUCAACAACUUCAUCAGCAAAGUGGAGAAGAUGAAGGCACAUUAGAGGUUAGUCUGAGGAUGUGGUCAAUGUGAAGGAAUACCGUAUUUUCUGGAGUAUAAGUCGCUACAUAGUAUAAAUCGCACAAGGCCAAAAAUGCAUAAUUAGGUAGAAAAAAACAUACAUAAGUCGCACUGGAGUAUAAGUCGCAUUUUUUGCGGGUAAUUUAUUUUGUGUGACUCGAGUCUUUGCACAGGGUCCGUGAAUCAGUAAAACUCAAGCCUACUUCAAUGACCAAUGAGUCAGUGAGACUCGAGUCUCUGCGUAGUACCUAAGAAUUAGUGAAACUCAAGACUUUGUCGAUGUCAAUAACCAAUGAGUUAGUGAUACUCGAGUCUUCUUUGAGUACCCCCGAAUUAGCGAAACUCAAGUCUUCGACAUUGAUGACCAUUGAGUCAGUGAGACUCGAGUCUCUGCGUAGUACCUAAGAAUUAGUGAAACUCACAACUUUGUCGAUGUCAAUAACCAAUGAGUUAGUGAUACUCGAGUCUUCAUUGAGUACUUGCGAAUUAGCGAAACUCAAGUCUUCAUUGACAUUGAUGACCAAUGAGUCAGUGUGACUCGAGUCUUUGCACAGGGUCCGUGAAUCAGUAAAACCAAGCCUACUUCAAUGACCGAUGAGUCAGUGAGACUCGAGUCUCUGCGUAGUACCUAAGAAUUAGUGAAACUCACGACUUUGUCGAUGUCAAUAACCAAUGAGUUAGUGAUACUCGAGUCUUCAUUCAGUUCCCCCGAAUUAGCAAAACUCGAAUCUUCUUUCACGUCAAUGAGCAAUGAGUCAGCAAGAUUUCUGCAAUCAUUAACGUGUCUUAGCAUGAAGUGUUCAUGCAUAAAAGAUUUCUGCAAUCAUUAACGUGUCUUAGCAUGAAGUGUUCAUGCAUAAAAGACAACACUUCUUUAAGAGGAAUUUUAAUUUUGUAAUAAAAUGUAAUACCAAUAAGAACUGCGUAAGUCCUAGUCUAGACAGCACUAAUAUAAGUUUUGCUCUUCCAACUGUAAAACUGUUUGAAGAUGCAAAAGCCCAGCAUCUGUUUAUGCUUCCCCCUGCUGGUGUUUAUAGUUUGUGCCUUCCUCCGAGCCUCCCAUCAGCCUUGCAGGCCAGCAGCUGCAGGUGGAAGGUCAGUGGGGCUUUUGGUGUUAUUGUGUUGACAGCAUGGAGAAGACACCGGGCAUUCCUCCAAUUGAUAACAACACCGUGCUGCACCUCUGCAAGUCAUACCUUUGGAAACUUUCAAAUAAAUUGCUGAUGAUAAUUCUAAUUAGUCACAACAAAAAAAUCACAGAUUCGCAUUCCCGAUUCAGGAUUCACGGCACAAUCUUAGAUUAUGCUCACAUUUUGGUUUCUAUCUUUUCAUAACUAACAUUUAAAACCAGUCAUUUCAAACUCUGUCCUUUUUUUAAGGUUGAAGUGAUGUGAAUGUUUAUCCACAUGGUAUUUCCAAAUAUGAUAUAUUUUCUGUGUUGAAUGACCAAAUAUGUGGAACAUUUUGGCACAAUUAUUGCAUGAUAAUGAUACAAAUACAAUAAAAUUAUUGCACAAUGAGGAACUUUGUGUGUGUG